UAAACAUCACUUCAUUGAGUUCGCCACGCUUGGCUGGGGGAGCCCCUCUCAACGGCCAUUCUACCGUUGCGCUUUCCACUGCCGAAGCUCCCGCACAUGCAUUGAAUCGUUAGCGUCGCGAGAUGACCAACCGAUCUGCCGCUUUGCAUUGAUCUUUCAGCCGGUUUUCUAACUAUUCGCAUUUCAGUCGCUCACUGUGAUUGUCGUGUGUUGUUCAUAACCAAUAUUUCAAGCUUGUUGUAUUUUUUGAGUUCGCGUGAGUGCACCGAGUUUCGUUGACUGCGCGUUAUUAACAGAUGAAUUAAGCAAAUUAAAUUGUACAUAAAAAUUAAAAUUUUGUAAUUAAAAAUAAUUUGUAUUGUUUUUCACGAACAGUGUAGUUGUACGCGCCGAUCGAUUCAGUAUUCGAACGAAUUGAGGAAGUGAUCGCUUUGAAAGCAACGAAAACUAGAAGCAACAAAAUUAUCAAAAUACAAAAGUGAUCUGCAUUAGUUGGUUAAAAAAAAACUAAAAAACUGAAACUAAACCAUAAACAGCAACAACAAAUACAAAUAGCAAAGAUGGCAAAGUACGCCAAACUGGAUCAUAAAUAUCUUCUGAAACUAAUCACAGUUUUAACUGUUCUAGUGCAAGGAACGCUCGGUCAAUCGUUUUUGCUCAGUUUGGGACAAAAUCAGCGAAACUUCUUUUCGGAAGGCAAUUCACAUGAAACGUUUUUGAAUCAACCUCUUAACGAACGUCUAAAUUAUACGGAUACAGUGCCGAACAUACAUUUGGAGACGCGUGGAGAGUUUGAUGAUAACAACACCACGAUAAUUGUUAUAAAGAGUAUACACGAACAAUCCAACGAAUUGUCACAGACUGCAAUGGACAUCAUAACCAUAGUUUGGUAUGUGGCCACAUUUCUGGCGCUGGCGGCAUUCUUCCUGCUCAUGGCCUGCUCGGAUAGACGCUGCACAGAGACCCGAGGCAGCGUGCUGCGCAACGAAACGCCAAUUGCACCGCCCACACCCUCGCCCUCGUACAGCGAAUUCGCACCGCCCAGCUACGAUUCAGUGAUCAAAAUGCAGCACGACGCCAAAACCAGCGUCUUCGUUAUACCUUUCGCGCCCAUGGAUCCAUCAGCGAACAAAGAUGUGAGCAAUAACAGUAAUGGUGGCGGUGUGCACACACCGCAGACACCAACCACGCCAGCAAUCAAUUUCUACACAGUGAAUGAGUUGGAGAAAUUCAGCUGUUAGUUGGGCAGCUGGGCUAACGGUCGCCAAUGAGUGCGCAUGUGUUUAUACAUUUAAUCGAUUUAAAUGUGACAGUAUGUGUCAGCAUGAAUCACACCCGGCGCGCUUAACGUAAAGCGUAUUCUAAUACGUCAUAGUCGAUUUGCGCAAGUGAUAGCUCUAACUCGUAACUACCAUGUUUAACUGUAUAAUUGUGUAUAUGGAGAACACAUUUAUAUAUAUGUAUGUAUAUAUUUACACCGUAAAACGAAUCAAAUUUUCUCAAAAGAACUGUGAUAUUAGUUAAAGUCGCUUCUAAUUGCAUUUGUUGAAUACAUAUUUAAGCAAGCUCUGUUAUUAUUAUG
This is a messenger RNA of Bactrocera tryoni, 1582 nucleotides long. RefSeq lists its product as uncharacterized. NCBI's taxonomy places the organism in Eukaryota, Metazoa, Arthropoda, Insecta, Diptera, Tephritidae. The coding region runs from base 561 to 1241 and encodes 226 amino acids. The record is from RefSeq and is a predicted model, not a curated record. The transcript is spliced from 3 exons.